Molecule: messenger RNA, 1347 nt
Organism: Glossina fuscipes
Lineage: Eukaryota; Metazoa; Arthropoda; Insecta; Diptera; Glossinidae
Gene: ImpL2
Product: neural/ectodermal development factor IMP-L2
Exons: 4
Coding region: 324-1133 (269 amino acids)
Source: RefSeq, a predicted model, not a curated record
ACAAAAGCAAAAAAAAAAAGGAAGAAACGAAAAAAACUCUACGAUCAUUAUCUAGAAUUUUUUUUAAACGGUCGUUAAGUCUUAAGAAAAGCGAAAGAGUUUUACAUUUUUUGUUUGAUAGAAGAAAGAAAAAGCAAGAAAGCAAAAAAAAAAAAAGAAAAGAAAAGAAGCAAAGAAGCAGAGAAGCAGUUUUGCACUUAUUCAGCCUGUGUUGUGUUAAUAGAUCAACGCAGUCUGAUUAUAUUUUCAAUUUUUUUGGCAGAGAAAUUUUCGCAAUCAUUCAUAACCUAAGAAGAAGACGUAGAAAAAAGAAAAUACAAAAGAUGAACUUGACUUAUCUAUUAUUAGGCCUACUGGUGUUUGCCAGUAGUCGUGGCUCCCAUGCUCGAGCCAUAGACGAUUUGGAUAAUUCCAUUGAAAUGGUGGAUGACAAGCCAUCUUCGCAAGCCAUGCUUCAUACCCGUAGCCGCCUGGGCCAAGAUUGGAUAAGAUUUAUAAAAACACCUCCAGGAAAAAUUAUGCAAACUAUCGGUUCCCCAGUGGAAAUUGUUUGUGAAAUUAUGGGCUCUCAAAUACCCACAGUACAAUGGGUUGUCGGUCAUUUACCUUUGUCAGAGAUUGACAGCAUCGAAUCGAAUGUUAUAUCCGAAUCGAGCUCAAGUGCUAUAGUUAAAGUGCGAUCGGUACAUGUUAUCGAUCAUAUGCUGAGUGAACCUCGCACCUAUACCUGUGUUGGACGUACUGGAUCGAAAACCGUUUAUGCCUCAACUAUUGUUUAUCCGCAAACAGAUUUUAAGGACUUAGUACAAAUACGCGAGAAACCUUUUCGCGGACCGUUUAGACCUCGCAUUGUUUAUAGUGAACGUAUGCAUCUGGAUUUGGUUGGAUCAAAUGUCGUAUUACCUUGUAAGGUGCAUGCUCGCCCCAAGGCGGAAGUUACGUGGUUAAAUGACGAAGGAAAUCGCAUAGAACAAAGUCAUCGCAUCAAAUUGCUACCAUCGGGUGAUUUAUUAAUAACGAAUAUUAAAUGGGAGGAUAUGGGUGCUUAUAAGUGUGUAGCCCGUAACGGUAUGGGUAAAGAUUCCAAUGAUGUUUUCCUUUAUCCUGUGCAGAAAGAAGUCGAGGACCAAUAAAUACUUACUUAUUAUGCCAGUGAGCGCUUAUACUACUUACAUAACGUUAAGUACAAAUCUUUCCCUUUUUAACUGUGGCUUAAAUAAAUUACAGUUAUCAGCAAUUUAGCAAAAUGUUCAAUUUUUAAACAUUAAUAUCAUAAAUCAUAAAUAGCUUAAACAAAAACUAUUGUGCUAAAGCUACCCCACCUUGAAAUAUUAUCAGCACAUGCAA